GGCACCCAGGUGCUGAAGCCUGACACUGAUCAAACAGAGAUCAGUCUCAAAAGCACAACACUCCCCACUGCAGAAAAACAUCUCUGCUCUUUGUGUCACCCAACACAGCCCCCCAGCAGCAACAUUCAAAUAGUCAAGAGUGACACUGGCCCCGGGUAAGGGGAUACCCAGCACAUUUACAUCCCUGCACCUGCCCUGCUCCCAGCAGCAGCGGCACCAAAAUCCCCCCCAGCAGCAGCACCAGCAGCAGCAGCAGCAGCAGCAGCUCUAUAAAGUUCCUCUUGCCAUCCCUGACACUCCAGCAGCAGCAGCCACUGAGCUGCCUCAGGCACUGCUGCCACAGCCCCCUUGGCCAGCACAGCUCUGCUCCCCAGCUCCACCAUGGAAGCUUGUCACUCUCCACAUCAAUCCAAUGUCACUUCAUACGGGGCCACAGCUUUGGCCAUCAUCACCCUGGAGGCAUUUGCUGGCGUGUGGAUAAAUGCUUUCAUCGUUUGUGUGCUUGGCAUUGGCUGGGUCAAAAAGAAAACCCUGAACUCUAAUGAGAAGAUCUUGCUGUUGCUGGGAUGCUCCAGGAUAUCCUUUCUGUGCUUCUCAUGGAUAUAUAGUUUCCUCUAUAUAAUUUAUCACAACUACCUUCUGGUUCACACCAUACUUCAACUAAUUACUUCUUUUCAAAACUUUUUUAAUUAUUCAAACUUAUGGAUUUCAGCCUGUCUUUGUGUAUUUUAUUGCAUAAAAAUUGCCAAUUUCAGGAAUAGUUUCUUCAUCUAUCUGAAAGCAAAAAUUGACAAGAUGGUACCAUGGCUUUUGUUGGGGUCUGGGGUUUUAGCCUUUGCAAUGGGCAUCAUUACCUAUGACAUCACUGAUACUAUGCAGAAGAACAUCGUCAAUGAAAUUAUGCAGAAUAACAGCCUCAAUGUCACCUGCCCUGGAAAUUUUUGGGAUGCAAAUAUCAGAAUGGAUAAACAUUUUUUCUCUUAUUUUUUUCUCACUUCCUUUGGAUAUGCUGCUUCAUUCAUGGCAGUCAUGUUAUCUGCUGUUUUCCUUCUCUUUUCUCUUUGGAGACACAAAUGCAAGAUGCAGACAAACUCCAUGAAGGAUCUCAGCAUGGAAGCUCACAUCAGAGCAAUGAAAUCUAUUCUCGCCUUCUUAGUGAUUUACAGCAUGAAUUUUGUAGGUUUUACCUUAACAAUAAUUUACGUAAUGAAGAAUGAAAAGAUCAUCCCUCUUCUGCUAUCUAUUUGCUUGCAUGCUUUUCCAGGUGUUCAUUCAGUUGUUCUGAUUUUCAGCAACCCCAAGUUGGAAAAGGCACUGCUAAAGAUUCUCUCCUGUGUGAAAUAUGAGUUUUGCAUCAUGUAG
Molecule: messenger RNA, 1362 nt
Organism: Catharus ustulatus (Swainson's thrush)
Lineage: Eukaryota; Metazoa; Chordata; Aves; Passeriformes; Turdidae
Product: taste receptor type 2 member 116-like
Exons: 1
Coding region: 382-1362 (326 amino acids)
Biological process (GO): sensory perception of taste; detection of chemical stimulus involved in sensory perception of bitter taste; G protein-coupled receptor signaling pathway
Cellular component (GO): membrane
Molecular function (GO): G protein-coupled receptor activity; bitter taste receptor activity
Source: RefSeq, a predicted model, not a curated record